GAUUACAGUGAUUGUAGAUGACGGCUGUGAAGCCCAGGCGUGAGACAAAGAGAGAGACAAACGACCCCUUCCCCCGAUCAUCGUCUUCCCCCAGUUCCCACCCUCCCUGGUAUUUUUAUUCUCCCUUUUAAUUUUAUUUAUUUUAAUUUCCAGAUUUUUGUUUUUCGCGGAGGACCGGCUGCGAUUUCCAUGCACCCACGCCCACCGUACGCGUGAAUUUUCUUCUCUCGAGAGGUAAAAGGAAGGAACCGGCUGGCGGGUGGGCCCCACCCUGUAAAUGUCCAUCACCGGGAGCCCCACCACCAGCAGCACCGUCGAUUGCGCUGCCUACCAGCGCAGCGACAGCACUGCCCUUGCUGCCGUCGCCGCCGCGGUGGAUCAGUUCCAGCACCGAUUGUCCUCCAAGCGCAAACUCGACGACUAUGGCGGGCCCACCUUCUCCGACGACGAGGACGACGCCGUUAUCUCUGACCUAGUCCACGUCAGGAUGAGGAAGGACGAGCCCAACGCUGCCGAUUCGUCGUCCAACGGCGCCCCCACCCACCCUCACUCCUCCGCCAAUAGUGACGCCCUCAAUUCCCGGGUUUCCAACGCCCGACCGACCUCUCACGGCGAGUCUGCUCACUCCGAGUCGACUCGGUCCCGGACAAUGCUCCAAUUCUUCAUCAGAACCAUGUCAGGGGGCAAUAAUUUGGUAAUCCAGGCCUAUGCUCAGGACAAGGUGAAAUCGCUACUCGAUCGCAUACAAACGAUCACCGGCAUUCCGGUUUUCGAACUGAGGCUUAUAUACGGGGGCAAACAGCUGCAGCCAGAGCAGUCGCUGGCCGAGUGCGCCAUACAAAACGACGCCAGUUUGCAACUGGUCGGCCGCUUGCGGAGCACCGAUCACCCUCAGGCCUGGCAACUCCUGGAGGACAUAGUCUCCGCCGCAUUUCGAAUGUGCCAAGGCGAAGAGAUUCACGAGCCUUCGAAAUACAUCAAGAGCAGGAUGAGCCAGUACUUGACCAUGGCUCAGAAGGAGACAACAGCCGGAUAUGGGGUUAGCCAUAUCCGGGUGUUUGUUCCGUCCUCGGCCCCCUUGGCGCUGCUGAUGCUCUAUGUUUCUCCCCUGCCAGCUAACAGAACAGUUGCUGAAAAUUCAAUCAAGUAUUUCCUGAAUUCGUACCCUACAUUGUUGCCGAAACACUUGCAUAAUUACUGCGCGCCGAUAGUGUUAGAGUUUUGUAAGUUUCUUAGGAGAUUAGGGGAGGAGGACCCUCUGUACGUCCUAUGCCGAGGUUCACUCGGUUCCUUGUUGGAAAGUGAUGGAAAUUCUCAGGACUCAGAACCUGUGGAGGGACUGAUUGGUGGGUUGAAAGAUAUUUCUCCAUUUGUUAGGGAGCUGUCAAGUAUUUUGUCUAGGGAUUUGGUAGUCAGUAUGGACCUUCCUGCGAGUGGCAGGCCGUUGUCGGAUGAUGUACGUGAUUUUAGAGCGUUCUUGCUCCCUUUGCGCACUGCAGUUGCCGAUCAAGUGUGUUUCAAGGGUUCUAUUUCUGCAACCUUGAAAGGGAGGACUUUUAGGCAUCCCCUGUAUGGAGAGGAGAUUAAGCUUCUUCACGAUAUAUAUGCUGAUUUGCUAAAUAAAAUGGAUGAAUGCCUUGGAAAAAUGGGAAAGGUGGAGGGUGAUUUUGCUCAUUCUGGAUGGUCUCAGUAUCUUGCUGUUUUAAAGGAAUUGAGUGGAAUUUCUAUGCUUUACCAGAGCUGGGAAGAACAAUUUAAGACUAUUUUGAGGCUUAGAAGGGCUCCAUUAUGUGCUCUAAUUGUCAAGUAUGCAAUGCGAAGUGACGAUCAUCAGUGGCUUAUUAAGCACAAAGAUGUGCUAGAUUUUGAGUCUCGGAGGCACUUGGCUAUGAUGAUGUUCCCUGAUGUUAAAGAAGACUAUGAGGAGCUGCAUGAGAUGCUCAUUGAUAGGUCUCAAAUAUUGGCAGAAUCCUUUGAGUACAUAGGGCAUGCGGAACCUGAGUCACUUCAUGGCGGUUUAUUUAUGGAAUUCAAAAAUGAGGAAGCUACAGGUCCAGGUGUACUGCGGGAGUGGUUCUUUUUGGUAUGCCAGGCCAUAUUUAAUCCCCAAAAUGCACUUUUUGUGGCAUGCCCUAACGACCGUAGAAGGUUCUAUCCUAAUCCAGCAUCUAAGGUUGAUCCUCUGCACCUGGAGUAUUUCACCUUUGCUGGCCGAGUGAUUGCAUUGGCUUUGAUGCAUAAAGUGCACGUGGGCAUAGUCUUUGAUCGUGUGUUUUUCCAGCAACUGGCUGGAGAUAUAUAUUUAUCUUUGGAAGAUAUAAGAGAUGCAGAUCCAUUCUUGUAUAAUAGUUGCAAGCAGAUAUUAGAAAUGGAUGCCCAUUUUAUUGAUUCAGAUGCUUUAGGGUUGACAUUUGUUAGGGAAGUGGAGGAGUUAGGAUUCAGGAAAACUGUGGAGCUUUGCCCUGGUGGGAAAAGCAUUGUUGUGAACAGCAAGAACAGGGGGGAAUAUGUUAAUCUGCUAAUUCAGCAUCGUUUUGUCACAUCAAUAUCUGAACAGGUGUCCCAAUUUGCGCAUGGAUUUUCUGAUAUACUCUGUGGAUCAAGGCUCCAGAGUGUGUUUUUCCGAAGUUUAGAGCUAGAAGAUCUUGAUUGGAUGCUUCACGGAAGUGAAAGUGCUAUUAGCGUUGAAGAUUGGAAGGCACAUACUGAUUACAAUGGCUAUAAAGAGACUGAUCCUCAUAUACUUUGGUUCUGGAAGAUUGUUGGGGAGAUGUCUGCAGAGCAGAAAAAGGUUCUUCUCUUCUUUUGGACCUCGGUGAAGUAUCUUCCAGUCGAGGGGUUCCGAGGUUUGGCUUCUCGGCUUUACAUUUACAAGUCCUCAGAGGCUUACAGUCGCCUGCCUUCGUCUCAUACAUGCUUUUACAGAUUGUGUUUCCCUCCAUAUCCAUCGAAGGCAGUGAUGAAAGGCCGCCUUAAUAUCAUCACCCAGGAACAUGUCGGCAGUAGCUUCGGGACAUGGUAGUAAAAUAUAAUAGGUGCAUCUACAUUUUGGGGGUCAAAAGGGGGGGCUUGACUGCACAUAAAAGAGAUUCGGAACUAAGAUUGUACAGUUUAUAGGAUACUGUUGUUGUUGUCGUCGUCGUCGUCGUCGUCGUCUCUGGUCGCUUGACUAAUGAUAGAAGAAGGUACCGAUGUUAGUGUUUUUCUUUGUUAAAGGUUUGCACUUUGCAGUGUCAUUGCUAUUUUGGCAACUGUUUGUAUAGCGUCGUUAAUAGGAUAAAUAAAUUUGGAGGCAAGAGAUUUAACGGACGUUGCUUUUCAUGACAUGUUAAUUUGUUGAGUACAAACGGAUCAUGCAAUGACAUAUUAUGCAAAAGUCUAUACAAAAUGUUUUCCCA
Messenger RNA from Malus domestica (apple), 3398 nucleotides. RefSeq names its product E3 ubiquitin-protein ligase UPL5-like. Gene Ontology annotation, molecular function: ubiquitin-protein transferase activity; protein binding. Gene Ontology annotation, biological process: protein polyubiquitination. NCBI's taxonomy places the organism in Eukaryota, Viridiplantae, Streptophyta, Magnoliopsida, Rosales, Rosaceae. The record is from RefSeq and is a predicted model, not a curated record.